This is a messenger RNA of Pipistrellus nathusii (Nathusius's pipistrelle), 1203 nucleotides long. The record is from the annotation of a GenBank genome assembly. NCBI's taxonomy places the organism in Eukaryota, Metazoa, Chordata, Mammalia, Chiroptera, Vespertilionidae.
AUGGGGGAGCCGGGGGGCCCCGCGGGCGGCGCGCGGCGCGGCCGACGCGGGGUGCGGGGGCUGCCGCGGGCCGCCUCGGCGCUGGGGGCCACCGGCCUGCUGUGCACCGCGCUGGCCGCCUACGCCUGCUGGGGGCAGCUGCCGCCGCUGCCCUGGGCCGCCCCGACCCCGCCGCGGGCGGUGGGCGUGCUGCUGUGGUGGGAGCCCUUCGCGGGGCCCCGCAGCGCCACCCGGCCGCCCCCCGACUGCUGGCUGCGCUUCAACAUCAGCGGCUGCCGCCUGCUCACCGACCGGGCCGCCUACUGGGAAGCCCAGGCUGUGCUUUUCCACCACCGGGACCUGGUGAAGGGGCCCCUGGACUGGCCCCCGCCGCCCUGGGGCGCCCGGGUGCGCUCAGCGGAGGAGCUGGCGCUGCGGGUGUUGAACGAGGAGGCGGAGGAGGAAACCGUGGACGCCUCGGGCCACAGGCCCCCGGGCCAGCGCUGGGUGUGGAUGAACUUCGAGUCGCCCUCGCACUCCCCGGGGCUGCGGAGCCUGGCAGGGAACCUCUUCAACUGGACGCUGUCCUACCGGGCCGACUCGGACAUCUUCGUGCCUUACGGCUACCUCUACCCCAGGACGCAUCCCAGCGACCAGCCGCCCGGCCCGGCCCCCACGCUGGCCCGGAAGCGGGGGCUGGUAGCCUGGGUGGUGAGCAACUGGGACGAGCGCCAGGCGCGGGUGCGCUACUUCCACCAGCUGAGCCAGCACGUGCCCGUGGACGUGUUCGGUAAAGGUGGGAGCCGGCGGCCGGUGCCCGACGCCGGGCUUCUGCACACGGUGGCCCGUUACAAGUUCUACCUGGCCUUCGAGAACUCGCAGCACCUGGACUACAUCACGGAGAAGCUCUGGCGCAACUCGCUGCUGGCCGGCACCGUGCCGGUGGUGCUGGGCCCCGACCGUGCAAACUACGAGCGCUUUCUGCCCCGCGGUGCCUUCAUCCACGUGGACGACUUCCCCAGUGCCUCCUCCCUGGCCGCCUACCUGCUCUUCCUGGACCGAAACCCGGCCGCCUACCGCCGCUACUUCCACUGGCGACGGCGCUACGCCGUGCACAUCACCUCCUUCUGGGACGAGCCCUGGUGCCGGACCUGCGAGGCGGUGCAGAGGGCCGGCGACCGGCCCCAGAGCAAACGCAACCUGGCCCGCUGGUUUGAGCGGUGA